GUUAGAGAUGAGGCAUGCAUCUAAGAAAGCGACACGCUUCAGGGACGCCUAGCUCUAGUGCACCCAAAACAGCACGUUUUAAGACAAUAACACUUCCACAACUAGUUGAAAGAGCUAAAGAAGCCAGAGACGCGAUAGAAGCGGCGGCGGCUGGAAUGUCCGGCAGCCGCAAUGGAUCGGGGCCUGCGGGCAGCAACCCGCAGCCGAGCCUCUCUGAUCUCAUGGCGGCGAUUCAAAACUUAGAGAACCGGCUGGACAAGCGGCUUGAGAAGAUCGAGACUAGGCAUGAUGAGAUGUGCACUGGUCUGGCCAAGGUGCAGUCGCGAAUGGAUACCCUGGAGGGGAGGCUGGAGGCGGUGGAAGCAAGCAGCACCAAGCAGUACGUGCAGCCCCGCAAGCUGAUCCUGCGUGUGCCACCACAGCACGUGUCGGAACUGCACACCAUUGUUCCCAGCAUCCUCAAGGAGGUACGCCCGCACGAUGUCAUCGGAGUGCAGCUCAUCACCGUGCCGCCGAAGCUGGGAGCGAGAGGCGCCGCAGCAGAUGCCGCGGCUGCCGCAGCCCCGGCGCAGGGUGGCCGGCAGCAGGCACCCAUGACGCGGGUUGACCUGCUGGUGCACGAGGACGCACGCAAGACGGUGGCGGCGGCACUGGGCAAGCCACUUCGGGAGCGCUACGGCAUCAACGUCCAGGACUGCCUGACCAAGGCCGGGUGGGAGGCGAAGACGAGACGCCAGUCCACGUACGCGCGCCUCAAGGCCGAGGGCAAACAGCCCCGCUGGGACCGCGGAGCGGAGAUCAAGAUAGUGGGAGCAGAUGGGAGAUUGGUGCCCUACACCGGGCCCUACGGGGCCCCGGCGGGAGCGGACACCAUGGAGGACACCUAGAGGAGUCCGAGCCAGAGGGCUGGUGCGUUGAAAGUAGUACAAUGGAAUAUUCGCGGGCUUAAGGACUGGAAACCUGAUAACAAUGAGUUACGGGGUAUAGCGGGUAGUUAUGACAUUGUGGUGAUUACGGAAACGCAUUUAGUGGGAGAUACGGUAGUGAAGGAGAUGCUACCGUCGGGUACGCUCCUGUUCACAGUAGAUGGCACGCCCAACAGAGGUGGGGUAGCUGUCUGGGUAAAUCGUAUGUUAGCUAGGGAUGUGCAGCUCCUUGGUGUGUCUAAGGUUCCUAAGGGCAUGGAGAGUAUCUGGUUAAGGGUGAAAGGGCAUGCUCUUAAUAUGGGGGGGCGUAGUUUGCUGAUAGCAGCCUGUUAUGCAGCACCCCAAGGUUCUGCUCAGUACAAUGACCAUGCGGGUAGAAGGCGUACUGACACCGUGGAUCGUGUUUUUGGUCGACUCCGUGCCUUGUUGCGAAGAUAUGUGCGUCCAUGCGAUGAAAUCCUCAUUUUGGGGGACCUCAAUGCGCGAGUAGCCAGCUUGAGUGAUAUACCAGAUCUCCAGGCUGAUGCUGAACUGGAGGCGGCGGCAGGUGUGUCGAUCGGAGGUAAUGGGCUCAUUCAAGGCAUGCCGAGCAGGCGCAGUAAGGACCCAUCCAGCAACCCAUUUGGGCAAGGUUUAGUCGAGCUGUGCCGCGAAACUGAACUGAUUAUCAUGAAUGGUCGUGUGCCCGGUGACAUGGAGGGUGAGUUCACGUUCUACCACGCCCACGGCCUUGCCUGCAGUAUGAUUGAUCUUUUUGUCUGCACGCCUGCUUUGUUCUCGCGGGCGUCGCAUUUGCAAGUGCUUGGCAUCCCCAUUGCUAUAGAGGGGCCUAAAGUGGGAUCGAGGCUCAGCGAUCACUGCCCGGUGUCACUCACUCUGGACGUUGGAUUAGGAGGAAGGCGAAGGGGUGGCAACACGGGUUCCUCUCGCCUGGGGAAACGUGAGUGGGAGCGGUACACGCGCCUAUUUGAGGUAGAAGAUGCUGCUGUCGUACAGAAGAUUGACGAGGCUGUUAGCCAACUGGGCCAUGGUCUUAACAGUACGGAGGUUGUUACAGUGAUCUGUCGGGCUCUUAAGAAGGCUAUUGACGCCACGUUUCGUCUUGAGAGGAGGCAAGGGUCCAUUCCUAGUGCAGGCAGGACGGACAAGGAUGCGCCUUGGUGGACACCUGAGUGUGCGGAGGCCCGUGAGGCCAUGUUUACUCAAAAGGCGCUCAUGCGUGCUAACGGUCUGCUGGGGGAUCAGGAUGCCAGAGCUGAGUUCAGUCGGUUGCGCACGAAGUAUCAACGUCUACGCAGGGAGGCUAAGGACAAGUUCCGGGUCAUGCAUUUUGAAGGAGUUAUCGAAGAAUGUCGGGGGGAUCCACGGGCGCUGUGGGGUCGGCUGAAUGGCAGAUUUAGUCAGGGGUGCCCUAUCACGGAUGUCAACAGUUGGGGAGCCUACUUUAAUGCGCUGUUUAAUGGGGAAGUCAAUGCGUUUAACGAAGUUUCCGCGGACACCAUCCUUAGUACCAUCAACGGUGUACCACAUGGGAGGGGAAGAGGAUGGGUAAGGGCGACAGGCGAUCGGGUAGCACGAGUCACCGCUGCUGCUGCGCUCAAUGUUCCGUUCACCUUGGCGGAAGUCAUUGCUGCGCUGAAGUCUUUGCGUAAUAACAAGUCUGGGGGUUUGGACAGAGUACCGGCUGAAUGUUUCAAGUGUGCGACGAGAGAGGUUGAGGGUAGAAGGAUGUUUGUUUUAGCCCCUUACCUGCUCAAGCUACUAGAGCAUAUCCGCAGCACGGGGGAUUAUCCUGUGCAGUUUGAGGUCUCUGCGCUCACGCCCAUCCACAAAAAAGGCGAUGUGAUGGAGAAGGGUAACUAUAGGGGUUUAGCAGUGGGUGGUGUUUUGUCUAAGCUUUAUGCGUUUAUGUUGGAGCACAGGCUGUCUCGUUGG
Messenger RNA from Astrephomene gubernaculifera, 2861 nucleotides. Lineage: Eukaryota; Viridiplantae; Chlorophyta; Chlorophyceae; Chlamydomonadales; Astrephomenaceae. The record is from the annotation of a GenBank genome assembly.